Messenger RNA from Strigops habroptila (Kakapo), 4701 nucleotides. Its product is annotated as zinc finger protein 185-like. The record is from RefSeq and is a predicted model, not a curated record. The transcript has 32 exons. Lineage: Eukaryota; Metazoa; Chordata; Aves; Psittaciformes; Psittacidae. Bases 462 to 3014 code for a protein of 850 amino acids.
UAUUCCAAUGCAAGCUGUCGAUGUGUGGCAGUUGUAGCAGUGUCAUAGUUCUGCCUUGGCUUUCCCAGGUAAGCCUUAACUCUUCUCUUGCUUUACUCCUAAGAAGCUGAAUGUGGCUGGUGUGAUGUACAGCAGUGAGUAGACAAAUACUGUCCUUCAUACAAGUGCUGCUGUGCAACAGCCUUACAGAGCCUUGCUGUGUUAGCCAGCAGCUGGAAUUACCCAGGUAGUGUUUGCACCAGAAAACCAUGGGUCGAUUAAGUGAACUUAAAAUGUCUCCUUUUGUCCCUUCUCUCAGGAGCAUUGCUGCAGGGUAAGAACAGUGUGGAGAACCUCCUGUGGCACUGAUACAGGUUUCAGACUGGAGCAGCAAAGGAAUGCACUCCUGAAGCAGAGGAAGGCUGUGCAAGGGGCUUGUUGUCUUCAAGCAGUGACUGAAGGGGAAGGUGCUUCCGAGAACCAUGAUGUCCCUGGGAGUCACCAAAGGACGUGCCCUUCCUCCCACGGAUGAAGACCGCAGGAGGAUCAUUAAGCAGAUGAAGGUUCGCACCACCCUGAAAGGAGAUAAGAGCUGGAUCCACCACCACAACUCGGACUCUGAGGAUGAGAAGAGCAGCAGCACGCUGUCUGGACGUGCUGGUGGGGGACCCGCAGCCCCAACACCCAGUGCUCCCCAGAGUGACAGGUCUGCUCCCUCCAAGCCUCAGUCUGGUUACCUCAUCAGAGGGGUGUUCACAAAAACCAUUGAUAAGACCUCUUCUGUGCCAGAUUCUUCGUCUUCUAAUGAAGCACAAAAAAGCACCACCACAAAGCGGCCCAGCCUGUGCCGCUCCUCCUCUGGCUACAGGAUGACCACUGAGGACUACAAGAAGCUAGCUCCAUAUAAUGUCAAGCAAAAAUCAGUGGACUUGGAUGAGGAGGAUGUGCCUUUUACUCCAGAUGAACACAAAAAGAGGACAGAGGCAGCCAACAGUGUCCUGAGGCGCAGCGCCAGCAGGGAACGCGCUUACGUCCUCUCUGCAGCCAAGAAAAGCAGCGGCAGCCCAACACAAGAAUUUCCACCCUUGUUUGCCAAGAGAAUUGAGAUAGAAGAGGAGGGACAGCAGAGGAGGAGUUCGACUGGUUCCUGCAGGUUCACGCCAGAUGACACCAGUACUAAUGGGCUAAGAAAAACCACCACUGGAUCUUCUUGGAAUGAGCCAAAGACAACAGCAGUGUCUCCCUCCAGCCCUGAAACAGGCACCAAGAGCCAAACAACCACAUCCUUGAGGGAAACUUCAGAGAGAAUCUCCACUUCUGCUGAAAUCAGAAAUGGGGAAAAUGGACAGGCCCCUAAUGGGAAAUCCUCAUCUGAAACCGUGUCACAGCAUGGGGACGGUGACAAACCUCUGAAGGAAAAGUCCGAGCCAUUCCCAUGGGAUGAACGGGCCCCCAGAGCAACUGUGGUUUCCACGAAUGGAAGUUACCCUGAACACACAGAAGCCAACAAUGGAUUUUACCCACCAAACUCCAACUCUGGUUGCAGGGACGUUGCUGCAGAUGCCACAGACAAGCUGCACCUCCAGUAUGAGACCUCUCACCACCUGGAUGAUGCAAAGUCUGAACCUGCAAGGUCUAGCUCGCACUCUGAUGUCCCAAUUCCUCCUACUGAGAGAGCCCCUGUGCACCUGGAGGACACAGACUAUUCCUUCAAAAGAUCUGUCCUGGGCUACAAGGAGAGAAGCAGCAGCACCCAAGAGAGCAGAUACACGAGUCCUGAGGCCCCAGCAUGCAGCAAACCAUACUGGAAUGAAGCGAUGUCUUCCCAAGAUUUCCAAGAAGGGAACACCUCUAGGGAAAGGGGGCAUGAGAGCACGAGGGCUGUGGAUGACCACAAACCAGAGCUGAUCCAAGAAGGGUAUUCAGACUCAACCAACCAUACUGAGAAGGGACAAGAACCUGCUGCCCAUACUGUCCACAUGGAGCCUCCCAGGUCGAGGGAACACACUGACCAUGAACUCAGCAUGACUAGGUCCAGCUCUCUGCCUAGAGAAAGCAGCAUCACUGCUCCAGAGGCCCCAUGUGGAAAUGAACCUGAGCCACCCCGGGAAAGGAUCACUCCAGCUUGGGAAGAACAAACCUGCCCCACCACAGACAGUCACCAUGAGAGCCUGGGAGACUGGAGGCACAAUGAGCCUGACCAGGCAGCCAGCAGGUCCAACUUCAGCUCAGAGAGUGCUCUCAGUGGCAAUGAGACCCAGCAGCCUGUGCUACUGUACAUGGACCGCCAGCCCUUUAGCACCAGCAUGUCAGCACCUAGUCACAGGAUACCAUCCUAUGUGGACAGCCAAGCCUUCAGCACCAGAAGACCUACCCCAGAAUAUGAAGGGAGAGGUUAUGAUGAGAGCAGCAGCCCAAGGAACAGCAGAUACGACAGUGCCAGUGCCAGAGGGCUCUGCGACUUCAACCCCAUGGCUGGGCGCUACGACUCCCUUCCCAGAGACACCACCAUGUCCAUUUCCCAGAGAAGCCACAGGGUGCCGUUCUACAUGGACAGCUUAAACUGUAACAGCGCCAGGCUUCUCUCCAGUUCCACCGAGAGGAUCUGUGCUCCAAACACUGCCUCACCACACAACAGCCCAGCAUUGGCCUCAGGGUACCAGCCCGACUCCAGCACUGCUGCAAAAGGGGUCCUCUUUGUGAAGGAGUAUGUGAACAGCAGCGAGUUAUCGGCCUCCCCGUGCUAUGGCAGUGGCAGCCUUGUGGAUAUGAGUGAUUUGGAGAGAGCAACCUACAGCCACCACCGCUACCUGUCCAGUGCUCCCCUGCAGAGGUCCAGUGAACCCGUUUGCAGCUACUGCAGCCGAGAGAUCCGAGACUGCCCCAAGAUCAUAAUAGAGCAUCUUAACAUCUGCUGCCAUGAAUACUGCUUCAGGUGUGGAAUUUGCCACAGAGCAAUGGGAGAUCUUCUGGAUAAAAUAUUCAUCCACCGGGACAUUGUCCACUGUGACAAGUGCUAUGAGAAGCUCUUCUAGGGUUUUGCACCGCUGGAGAAGGCAGCCAGUGGGAAGUCCUCAGCAGCACCUAUGAGAAUGUAUCUAGCAGUUCCUGACUGGCUAAGAGCAGAAUUUCUGCUCCCCCCUUUCCUCAAGUUUUUUCCCCUCUUGCUGCCUCAUCACGAUGAAGAGUUUCACAUCCACUGGCUGAUGCUGCAGCUGCACCAGGACAAGUGCUGGUGUGAAUGAGAUAAGGCAGCGUCACCUGCAGAGAUGAGUGGGCUGAUAUUCCAAAGGUGCUGAGCCCCUCCGCCUGUUUUAACUCCAUUAGGAUUGAGAGUGUUCCCUGUGCUGAAAGCUGGGCAGAGCUCCUUAGGUCUGUCCAAGCUAAUUGUGGGAAACCUUUCCCGAUUCUGUUUUCCUUUCAUUUCUGCAACCAGGCUGCAGCUUGGUGUGUGUGAGCUGGCACGAAGCAAGAUACGGGAGGUGUUAUGCACUAAAUUUGGGUUCUUGGGAGGGUUUGAAUUUAGUUUUGAGCAAAAGCCUAUUUCUACUGCUCUCACCCCCAAAUUCUGCCUAGAAAUAGCUUCUGCCUGAUUUCCAUUUGCUUUCCAUGGGCUUUCAGGAGCACUUUGCAGACUCACUUUACUCUAAUUGUGUGUCAGCUUUAAUUUCCCUUUCCUGCCUACUCCCCAGUGGAAUGCUGCAGCAGCAUGUGUCCCUGCUGCCUGUUUGGGAAGAUAAUGCUUUCACCUGGUAGUUUAACUUGUCCUCUGAUGGUUGGUGUCAAAAUUGAACUUCUAGCUGAUGCUGUACUCAUUCAAGCCAGAAUCACAUAAUUUUAGCCCUUAAUUCAGAAGCUGAGAGCUUGAGAAAGGUGAGUGCUGAAACAUUGUCCAUCUCUGUGCUGUACAAGUACAGCCCCAAAUGUGUCCAGAGAGUUUGUGUUUUCUCUUUGAAAGCAUCACGAGUGUCUGCAAAGCACCUGAGUCAGUUCUGUAGCAGCUCUCACAUGGAAAUAGGUGAUGGCAAAAGCUCUAAUGCAGACUCUUGUUCGCUGAAUAAUUCUUAGCAAGGGAAGCUGGUGUGGAUGCAACAGCUUAGUAGCGAGUGAGGGGUUUACAGCGCAAGUACCACUUUGCUUUUCUAGGCCACUGUACCAGUUAUUUAACUGAGUUGUAGGCACGACCUCAGGAGCAACUCCAUGAGGGAACUCCAGCUGAAAGCAGUCACAGCUCCAGGUUGAGACAUUAAAGUCGUGUCCUCGACAGGGGCAUUGGGCAGCUCCAUUUGGAGACUGGGCAGAAGGAAUCCCCCUGACACACCAGGAGGCACCAAGGUGGGGGGUUCAAAAAUGACUACUGAGUUUGGCUGUGUUUCUUAAGUUAUCAAGAUGUUAAAGAGAUGGUUCUGAACAGAAGAGGGUCGUGGAGCACUGGGACCUGUACCAGCAGUGGGCAAUGAUGGCUACAGCAGCUGUUCAGUGUUUCAAGGGGGAUUGUUUAAAACAUGAGAUCAGAUGGGCCUGUGGCUACAGCUGCACCUGAGGAGGUAUCUACAGCAAGAAUGUAUUCACUGGCUCCAGAGCUCCUGACGGGUACGUGGCCUUGCAGGGAAGAGGAUCUGUCCACUGUGUGUUUGCACCAUCUCUCCUCAGCACUGUUUCCCUGUAGCAGUGGUUUCACCUCGGUAUACAGCUCCAAUAAACAGCCUUUGCUCACGUGCA